AUGUCAACCGAAACUAAUAAUAGUAACACAUCAACAAUAACCAAUACUAAAACAACAAGAGUACCUAUAACAUUAAUCACUGGAUUUCUCGGAUCAGGGAAGACAACAUUUUUAAAUUAUAUUUUAAAUGAAAACCAUGGUAAAAAAAUAGCAGUCAUUCAAAAUGAAUAUGGACAAUCCAUUGGUAUCGAAACAGCAAUGAUUGUAGACUCAAAUGGCGAAAAGGUUCAAGAAUGGUUAGAGUUCCCAAAUGGCUGUAUUUGUUGUACCGUCAAAGAUGACUUUUUACAAUCAAUUGAAGAUUUAUUAAAAAGAAGUGAUAAAUUCGAUUAUAUAUUAAUUGAAUCAACUGGUAUGGGUGACCCAGGACAAAUUUCCUCAUCCCUAUGGGUGGAUGAAGAAUUAGAAUCACCAAUUUAUUUAGAUGGUAUUAUAACAUUGGUCGAUGCUAAACAUGUCGAAAAGCAUAUAGAGAAAUCAAAAGCAUCAGAAAAACUAUCAAUGAACAAUAGCAAUAACACUCAUAACAGUGGUGAAUCAAAUGACUCAAAGUAUUAUUCAACUGAAGUCGAAAGACAAAUUGCAUUUGCAGAUAUAAUUUUAUUAAAUAAAAUAGAUUUAUUGGAUCAAAAUAAUUUAGAAAAAGAAAUUGCCUCUGUCGAAUCCAAGAUUAGAUCAAUUAACCCAAUGGCAAAAAUCAUCACCACAGAAAGAUCAAAAGUACCAUUGGACCAAGUAUUAAAUGUCAAUGCCUAUACCCCAAAUAUCGAUUUAUUGAAGGACUACAUCAACAAUUCAGAGAAACAACACCACCACGAUAACAAAAAUGAUGAAAAGUCAUGCGACCAAUGCAGCAAUCACUCAAAACAUAUCAACACCAUAUGUAUAACUCAAGAUUUUGACGUCGAUUUGGAUGAAUUCACUCGUUGGGUCGGUAAUCUAUUAUGGGACGAGAAAAAAGAUUCAAUUUUCCGUAUUAAAGGUUUAAUCUCUAUUAAAGAUGACAAAGAAAAGUAUAUCCUUCAAGGAGUUUAUUCAACCUUUGAAGUAUUGCCAUCUGGUUUAUAUUGGUCCGAAAAUGAAAAAAGACACAACAAAAUAGUUUUAAUUGGUGAAUCUUUAGACCAAUCCGAAUUGGAAGAAUCAUUUAAAAAACUAAAACAAUAAAAACCAUAGAACUAAUUGAAUUAAUUCAAUUAUAAUUAUAAUUU
Molecule: messenger RNA, 1211 nt
Organism: Dictyostelium purpureum
Lineage: Eukaryota; Evosea; Eumycetozoa; Dictyosteliales; Dictyosteliaceae
Exons: 3
Coding region: 1-1167 (388 amino acids)
Cellular component (GO): cytoplasm
Source: RefSeq, a predicted model, not a curated record